CAAAUAUAGCCAUGCGCACUCUAGCAUCUGCCGCCCUCUCGUCCAACUUUCCCGGCGGCGCUCUCAAAACAAUAUACACACGAUGUCGGUUUCCACCACUCUCUCCCCACCAAACCCUCUUGCGUUUCCUCACCUCAGCUCUCAUGCACGUCACCGCACCUCAUCCUUUCCCAUGGCCACCAUCAUCCGCCGCCAUCUAAACCCUAUCCGGCGUCGAUCCCUCGCUAUCGCCGCGGCAGUUCGUCAACAACAAGACACCACUCUCUGGACCCCCGCCUCUUUAGCCAACGUAAAGCCUGCUGCAGAAUCUCUCUUCCACAUAACCAUCGACGUUUCGGAAUCCCCGGAUCUGGCCUCGUCCUACACCCUUGCCGGACAAUACCUACAACUCCGCCUCCCUGAUGUCGAGAAGCCUUCUUUUUUAGCGAUUGCUUCGCCUCCGUCACUGGCUUCCACGACCGGUGUUUUUGAGUUUUUGGUUAAAAGUAUCGCUGGAUCCACGGCGGAGCUCUUGUGUGGUCUGGGAAAAGGCGAUGUUGUAGAGUUGAGCCCUGUUAUGGGGAAAGGAUUCAAUACAGAUCAGAUAUCUCCGCCUGAGGAUUACCAAUCUGUUCUAAUUUUUGCAACGGGAUCCGGAAUUAGCCCAAUUCGAUCUUUAAUCGAAUCAGGAUUUAGUGCAGACAAGAGAUCAGAUGUGAGGUUAUACUAUGGUGCAAGAAACCUUCAAAGAAUGGCUUAUCAGGAUAGAUUCAAAGCCUGGGAAUCUUCAGGAGUUACAAUCAUCCCAGUGUUGUCUCAGCCUGCUGAUAGUUGGGCUGGUGAAUCCGGCUAUGUACAAGCAGCUUUUGCAAGAGCUAAACAACUCUAUGCACCCGAGUCAACCGGGGCUGUGCUUUGUGGUCAAAAACAGAUGGCUGAGGAAGUUACUUCUAUUCUUGUUGACAAUGGUGUACCUAAUGAGAAGAUUUUGAAAAACUUUUGAGGUUCAAAAUCUAAAUUGGUGGAUUGUUGUAUACUUUUGUUAUAAUUUAUUCCAAGCAUCUCAGUUUGGAAUCAUGGAAUAACAUCAUUUUUUGAGAUGUAAAUGUACAAUUUUACCCUCAUAGAAGCUGCUCCACAUGUUGGAAACUAGGUGAUGCCAAAUGGCAAGAAGACUUUGUAAUUUAUAUCGAAAUUUAAUGGUCCAAAUUCUCAAGUGUAUGCAUUGUUUGACAACAUUAGAGAAUCGAAUUUUGUUCCUUUGAUCUUUGGUACC
Molecule: messenger RNA, 1255 nt
Organism: Lactuca sativa (garden lettuce)
Lineage: Eukaryota; Viridiplantae; Streptophyta; Magnoliopsida; Asterales; Asteraceae
Product: FAD/NAD(P)-binding oxidoreductase
Molecular function (GO): oxidoreductase activity
Source: RefSeq, a predicted model, not a curated record